This is a messenger RNA of Durusdinium trenchii, 1233 nucleotides long. Lineage: Eukaryota; Dinophyceae; Suessiales; Symbiodiniaceae. The record is from the annotation of a GenBank genome assembly.
AUGGCUGCGCAUUCAGGUAAACCUGGUGGUGGAGAGGCUUUGGUGGCCUUCUUCACCAAACUUCCCAGCCUGCAAGUGCCUGAGGAGGAACUGGUGAUUCCGUCAGACCUCGAGAGAUAUGGCCUUUCGGAAGUGGUGAAUCGACUUCUGGGCCGAGAUCAGCCCAUCCCCUUCGACUUCUUGGUGGAGGGGGAAUUUCUGCGCUCCAGCAUUGGCAGAUACCUGGAGGCUCACAAGCUGUCCUCUGAGAAGGUCUUGCGGUUGGAAUUUGUGCUUGCCCUACGUGAGCCAGAGCAGUCUGCUGUGGAUGAGGCUCCCGAAUGGAUCUCGAGCGUGGCCGCACUUGAGGCUUUUCCCAGCACCUGGUUCGCAGCCACCCUCUAUGAUGGCACUGUUCGUCUGUAUGAGGGUGCCCAGAUGAAGCUCACGACGAGGCUCUCCGACCAUGGCCUUACUGGGGCAGCAGCACUGCCGACCUCAAGGGGCAGUCACUUGGUGGCCGCUUGUCAGGAUGGCACCUUGAAGGCCUGUGGAUUUCAAUGUGGCUCUGGACCGAGCUCGGGUGCGGUGAGCUCCCAGGCAGGGGCCAAGAAGGCGCUGCAGGCCUGCGCCAUCCACGAGGAUGGUACCCUGCUGGCUGCCGGCGGUUGGUCCAUGGAGGUGUGUGUCUGGAACGUGGAGCCCGAGACCUUCGCUGAUGAGACGGCCGGAAAGAGGAAAGCCCCUCACCAGGCCGAGGCAAAGUUCACCUUGGCGGGGCACUCGCAGGUGGUGACUGCGCUCAGCUUCGGGAAGAAGGAGCAGUUCCCCUUCAGUCUUCUGAGCGGCUCCUGGGACUGCUCGAUUCGCGUCUGGGAUUUGGUGGCCGGCAGCGGGGUAUGCAACUGGCCAGUGGCGCGUGCCGUUACCAGCUUUACGCUGAAUCCUUCCAUGCCACAGCUGGCAACCAGCCAUGAGGAUGGUCAUGUCUCCCUUUGGGAUAUCCGUGCUCCAGCACACAGCUCCAUUGCGGGUGCCAUGUGCGGAUGCUUGACUGUGCGACUGGCGACUGACGUCGCUGGAUGUCAAGCCGCCGUGCUUUUGUUCGCAGCGGACGAUACGGGACGAUACGGGAUGACGCUUCCAAGGUCGCGACUGGGAUCCACCAAAGCCUUUGGCACAGUGGGAUAUCCAUGGGAUAUCUACGGUGACCAUGGUGCGUCAGGUGGUGAUUUCUUUCACGAAGAGUGUUGA